Anopheles bellator is the source of this 2312-nucleotide messenger RNA. RefSeq names its product protein spartin. Gene Ontology annotation, biological process: cell division; negative regulation of BMP signaling pathway. Bases 133 to 2076 code for a protein of 647 amino acids. Gene Ontology annotation, cellular component: plasma membrane. The transcript has 2 exons. The record is from RefSeq and is a predicted model, not a curated record. Lineage: Eukaryota; Metazoa; Arthropoda; Insecta; Diptera; Culicidae.
GUCGCUUAGAAUAACCGGUGUGGUUAAAGCAGUAGGCCGUGAGCAUCCGUCCGAACGUACGGUUGGUGUUGCCGUGGUGAUAAGCAAACGCUGAUUGCUAGUGAACACGAAUCUACUAACGCGGCACUGAAAAUGGUCUUCCCAACGAGCCUCCAGCAAGCGUCUCCUGAAUGGCGUCGCACAUUCGAAACCAUCAAAGCUGGCCACGACGAAGCGUACCGUACGAUCGAGCGUGCGAUCAAGCUAGAGGAGCACGAACGCCCGGAUCUGGCACUGCAAGCGUACAAGGACGGGAUCCGACAGAUCGAUGAAACGCUGGCCCUUCCGGUGGAGGUUCCGCAGGGCCCGGUGGACACCGGCGACGGUAGCCAGCGACAGCUGGCGAGCGACGAAAGUUGGCAGCAAGCGAUCGCAAUGAUACACAAGCUGAAGCGGACCCGCGGCGAGGUGCUGCAGCGUGUCGGCCAACUCGGAGGAGGUGCUGGUGAUGCUGCGAGCGAGGACGGAGGCACUCUGUCAUCGUCAGCGGGACAACGCCCGUGGACGUACACGGAGCUAGCGAUGGCACUGCGUGAAAUGUCCUCCCGGCCGUCCGAACCACCCGAGAACCGAGAUGGCGAGGAAUCUUCCUCGUCGUCGUCGUCGUCGUCGCGCCUGGAACUGCUUUUCUCGUGUCCCGGCGUCCAGGUGUACUACAUCGAACCGGAUGGCGUAGUGAGCCAUUCGAUGGCCGACUCUACGCUGCGCAUCGUGCGGAUCGAGGCAGACGAACGGCGCAGAUUACAGGAAACCGUUUUCCUGCAGGUCAUCGAAACACGAGCCGCUACACGCAUCGAAAGCGCCGAGGAACCACUUCUGGUCGAAGCUGAGGAUGUGGAGGAAGCCACUGAAGAUGGAGAACCUCCAGUGACCCGUGCCAUGGUCGUUGAAGAAGUGUCCGAGGAGAGAGAAUCUUCGGUUCCAUCGGCGGCUUUUUUCCUGUAUCCCCUCAUUCCAGGCGUUUCGCCCUGUUACCGGACCGAGUACGGUGCGUUUAUACUUCCCGACCUGCAGACCACCGCCGGGGAGGAGCACGCACCGCGGGACGGCCGUGCCAUCGGCUUGGUGGUACCGCCCGGUGCGGAUGAGGUCGUCCUGGAGAUUCUGAUCGCCCUUCUGCACGGUAUCGUCACCCAACCGAGCGAUGCGCGCAUCCGGAAGCGGUCCCUUCGUCUGCCCGAUUCGAACACCGUGUCGGCGGGGAUCAUUCGGGGCGCUUACUACGUGUCGCGUGGAUUGGUCCGGGGUGCGGAACGAACCGGGCAGCUGAUUGCCACCGGUACACCGUACGUUAUAUCGAAGCUGGGCCCGAAAGCCACCGACCAAUCGGCAACGGAAGCAGAGCCCACCGUGCACGUACCACCGACGGUUCGCACCGGCAUUGAGAUGGCCCGCAGUGUCACGGGAACAGCGGCCGGUGUGACGAGUUACGUGGCGGGAAAGGUCGGUUCGGCCACGAUGGCACUGGGGCGCUUUCUGGCACCGCACAUCCAGCGCCAUGGCAGCGCACUGCUGGCGUACGGUACCGGAAUGAGCGAAGCGGCCGCGUCUGAGCGUAUGAACGGGGCGCUUACGAUCUGUGCCGGGGCGGUGGAAGGAUUCGGAACGGUCUACGAGGGCCUCGAACGUUCGGCGGGCAUUCUGGGGAAAAGCUUAAGCUCCAGCACGGUGCAGAUCGUGGAGCACCGGUACGGGACGGAAGCGGGCCAGGUGGUGGGCAGUGGGCUCGAUACGGUCGGCAACGUGAUCAACGUGACGCACAACAUCAACUACAUCACGCCGAAGGGAUUGGCCAAGCGGACGGCCAAGAAUGCAGGGAAAGCGCUCGUCGCCGGCUAUCGGCCACCGGUGCCGGAAGUGGAUGCGCUAAUGAUAGAACCGGGAUCGAGCGGCAAUGCGAUCGCUUCUUCGAGCGCUCCGGCCAUCGUCGGUGCCAGCAGCAGUAGUAGUCAGUCAGUCACCACCGUGCCCGCGGCCAUACUCUAUCCCGAUCUGGACGGGCUAGCGAAGCAGAUGCGGCAGCUGGAUGGCAUGUAGAAAGCGUACCAGGUUGCAAGACAGUGGAAUUUAACUUACCUGACACGAAUCUCCGAACAGAAUCUAAGCGAAUAUACAUUGCUACUGGUGAUUGUUAUCGUUGCGUGUGGUGAUAGUUUUGUGGAAGAAUCGGAACACGGAGAAUCUCAGAAUACUGAAACUCAUGCUUAGCCUUUAAGUGUGUGCGGCCCUUUGGCAAUAGAAGCGGUCGAAACUCAAUACAAUAAAUAGUUAUA